AUGGAUCCAUCGAAAUUCGGAGUCUCCACGAUACCCCUAAACCACGCACCGUAUGGACCCCUCCGGCCAGAGAAGCUCGCAGGUGUGAACAAGGGGAAAGUCGCUGCGGUAACUGGCGCUGCUCGAGGCAUUGGUCGAGCAAUUUCAGAACAUCUCGCGCUCUCAGGUGCCAAUCUCGCCAUCUUAGACCUCCUGGUCGAGCCGCUGGCAGAGACCAAGACGUUGUGCGAGAAAUAUGGCGUCAAAGUCUUUAUGUAUGCCUGCGAUGUCACAGACGUGGAACAGGUCCGAGCGGCUCUGAAACAGAUUGAAGGCGAUUUAGGUCCGAUUGAUAUUAUGGUGAACAAUGCGGGAAUCUCGCCGGGAAGGCCUCAGUGGAUGGAGAGUUUUGAGGACUUUUGGAAGACGAUCGAGAUUAAUUUCAAAAGUGCAAUGGUCACCACCUGGGCUGUCCUUCCGGGCAUGCGUGAGCGAAAAUCCGGGGUGAUUAUCAACAUUGCGUCUCGCGCCGCGACGGUCGAUUUUCCAUUUGCCGUGGGAUACAAUUCGAGCAAAGCCGCUGUCACGCGAGCUGUCUCAACACUGCAGGAGGAGAUCGAUCUCGAUAAUCUAGGUGAUACGAUUCAGCUGUACGCAUUGCAUCCUGGAGGGGUAUAUACGGCCAUGGCGAAAACCGAACCCCUUCCGGAGAUGUUGGAGAAGUAUCCUGCGCUGUCUCAGCACGGGACGGAUUUCAAGAGUCUAUUCAAAGAUCCACCCGAGCUCUGUGGGGCCACAUGCGCUUAUCUUGGAACGGGAAAGGCUAAGGAGAUCAGGGGCAUGUAUUUCGAUUGUCGGCAGGAUAUUGAGCGGGUGUGCGCGGUUGGGAGGGAAAAGUUGCAGAAGGACGUCUUGUAUACUUUGAAGAUGGAUUUUAUUGAGGGCUAUCAGAAUGAACCAUAG
Messenger RNA from Rhinocladiella mackenziei CBS 650.93, 942 nucleotides. RefSeq lists its product as uncharacterized. Bases 1 to 942 code for a protein of 313 amino acids. Gene Ontology annotation, molecular function: oxidoreductase activity, acting on the CH-OH group of donors, NAD or NADP as acceptor. The transcript is spliced from 4 exons. Lineage: Eukaryota; Fungi; Ascomycota; Eurotiomycetes; Chaetothyriales; Herpotrichiellaceae. The record is from RefSeq and is a predicted model, not a curated record.